This is a messenger RNA of Pectinophora gossypiella (pink bollworm), 2384 nucleotides long. RefSeq names its product juvenile hormone esterase-like (gene ae3). Lineage: Eukaryota; Metazoa; Arthropoda; Insecta; Lepidoptera; Gelechiidae. The transcript has 3 exons. Bases 16 to 1926 code for a protein of 636 amino acids. The record is from RefSeq and is a predicted model, not a curated record.
UAGUGCAAAGUAAGCAUGUUAGUUUUGUUGCUUUUUUCGUUUGUGGCUGCUUGUGUUGGGCAGGUAGAGGUGACACCUGGGCCAACGCCUGUGCUUGAGCCGAGGCCAACAGUAAUGAUACAACAGGGUUUUGUUGUCGGAUCAGAAGUAGAAGAUGGUUCCCUCACUUAUUACGAAUUUAAUGGCAUACCCUACGCAGACUCCACUUCAGGCAUUCACCGGUUUAAGGCCCCAAGUCCACCCCCAUUAUUUGAGGAAGUAUUCAUAGCUGAUCGUAAGAAUAUCAAAUGCGUACGACCGUUAGGCGCUGGAUAUGAAGGCACGGAAGAUUGUCUUGUGGCCGAUGUAUUUACUCCAACAAUUGACAACACUGCAAAACUUCCCGUUAUGGUAUGGAUAAAAGGCAGAGAGUUCGAUCAAGACAAUGCACCACAGCUGUCUUUCAAGCAUUUUGUUGAAAAAGAUGUAAUUAUUGUCUCUCUGAACUUCCGUGAAUCGAUACUAGGAUUUCUUUGUUUGGGAACCGAAACGGCGCCUGGUAAUGCUGGACUAAAAGACAUUAUUGCAGGGUUACGUUGGGUACAAGAAAAUAUUGAGCAAUUUGGUGGAGAUCCAGACAACGUCAGUAUUUUUGGACAUGGAAGUGGAGCUGCAGCUGUGGAUUUAGUGACGUUGUCUCCAAUGUCAAAGGAUUUGAUUCAUAAAGCCAUAGCGCAAAGUGGCAAUGCUAUAGCUCCUUGGGCUGUGACACGAGAUAACCUUGAAUACGCUAUUCAAGUAGCUGAAGCGCUAGGUCAUGAUGUUACAAGUGCUAAAGAACUUUCAGAAAUAUUUACAAGAACCAGCGUUGCUGCUUUAAUGGCUGUCAUAAAUGAACUAGACUUGACCGACAAUUCCAUGGCUUUCGCACCGUGUCUUGAAAGAGAGAGCUUAGAGAAUGUUGAAAAAUUCCUUAUUAAAUCUCCAUAUGAAACAAUUGUUGAAGGUGAUUUUGCAAGCAUUCCGUUCAUCACUGGCUUUGUUGAACUAGAAGGGACGAUAAGAGCGGAAGAAGCUCGAAAAUACAAUUGGCUUGAAAGAAUGGAAAACUCAUUUGUUGACUUUUUACAACCAGACUUGAAAUUCGAAGACGAGAUUGAUCAAGCAGAUAUCGCAGAUCAUAUCAAAGCUUUUUACUUCAAGGGUGAACAAGUUGAUAUUGAUGACUAUUAUAAGUAUCACGGUGAUACUUUAAUGAUAGUUUCUGCUAUACGAGAAGCAUAUUUACGUGCAGCGGCAUCGACAUCGACUAUUUAUUUAUAUCAGUUCUCUUACAAAGGUCCUCUCGGAGAAUCUUUCGUAAGUGGCUCUGAGGAAAUUGAUCAAGCGAGUCACAGUGAAGAAUUGGCGUAUUUAUUCCACGAAAUCGAUGACUCUGAAGUAUCUCAAUUCGAUCUUCUUGUUAGCGAUAUUCUUAUUGAACGAUGGACGAACUUCGCUAAAACUGGCAACCCGACAAGCGACACUUCCCAAGUAACAUGGCUCCCAUUCACAAGCGAUGCACCAAAUUACAUUCAUAUACUUGACAGCACUGAAGCAAGAGAAAACACUGUCGAAAUCGAACUUCGUAAUCCACAUCCCGAGGAAGUGCUUUUCUGGAAUGGAAUUUAUGAAACACAUUUCUUGGAUGCUCAGAGCAAAUGGGAACUGACUGACAGGAAUGAAGAAAAUGUAGAUGUUGUUGAUGAGAAUGGAAGUGAAGAAGAUGAAAAUGGAGGUGAAGGUGAUGGCAGUGAAGAUGGUGAUGGUGAUGAGAAUGGUGGUGGCGACGACGAGGACGACGAUGGUGAACCUGACUCCGCCUCCACUGCUGUUGGUUACACUUUUUCAAUCAUUAGCUUGUUUGCAAUAAUAAAUCAAUUCCAUUGGUCACAGAUACUGUCUUAGAAAACUACUUGGUAGAUUAUGAGCUACUGACUUAGUUUUUAAGAGUGUAUAGCGUAUUUGUUAUAGGAACCAGGAUGACAAUUAGCAAUCAAAUUAUUUCAUGUUACAAGCGCAUCAGUGAGUGUAAGUGAGUUCUCCAAGAUUUAAUUAGGAGGGAUCAAACAUACGAACUUACAUAGAUAGCGGUCAAAUACAAAUCGAUAAAAAUCAAGUUCUACCUCUAUUUAGACAGACAAUGAUGAAUUAGGUUAUAAAUUUUGUAUUUUUACUGUCAUAACAUUGACGAUAUGUCAGUAAUAUUGAAUGACAAUCAAUGGUUCCUAAAAUAUUAGGUAAUAACGUAGUGGGGAAGUUCAAUGAAUUUUUGUUUUUAUUAAAAUACAUUACGAAUUUCUUCACUAUAUUUACGUACAUAAAUCUAACUAUAACACAUGUGGUAUAUGUUAAUAAAAAAAAAA